Molecule: messenger RNA, 4503 nt
Organism: Nomia melanderi (Alkali bee)
Lineage: Eukaryota; Metazoa; Arthropoda; Insecta; Hymenoptera; Halictidae
Source: RefSeq, a predicted model, not a curated record
ACACAGCACUCAUCACAUCUGUCACACAUGGAUUUACAAUAUUUUCGUUUCCAGGAAAAAUGCGGUCAUACUUUCGGAAGACGGGAGAACGUCCUGCGAUGGAAACGGAAAAUGUUUGUUGUGUACAACGUGAAAUAAUAUUGCAAAUAACCGGUACCGUUGGGGAACGAUGUUUUAAUUAUAGUCAGAGGAACGAACGAUGUGUAUCAUUAAGAAUUCCCGGAACUAGAUGCGGCUAUAUAGACGUACGAUAGUUCCCCUAGCCUUCGACUAGUAAUAUCACAAUUACAAAAAUAUCACACGCACGAUAAACAAAUAUUUUUCCUACACACUUGAAAACAAUGUAUUUAUCAAUAAAGUAUAUACCACUAUAAAAAUUUGUGGUAAUUUUCAAAUCAACUUCCUAGUGAGAAAUUAAUUUGACGUGUUAACUAAAAAAAAAUAAAAUACGUAUUUCAACGAUGAUAAAUCAUGUUGUUUUUAAACAUUCAUGAUAAAUUUAAAAUACUAUUUAAUGACGUUUUGCGUGUUGUAAUUCGACUGAAAUAUUCGAUGAUAACCACUUAUCUCUGUGACUAUGAAUGAAUGUAUAUAUGUGGUAUACUCACGUAUGUCAAUAGUGUUACCUAAUGUGAUUCAGCUUGUCACCGUGAUGAAAUAAAGUUAUAAAGAGAUACAUUGUUUUGUCAAUAUUAUGGCCCUGUUGUACUUUGUGUGACUAAUUUGUGUGAAUAUAUUUGAAAAUAAUGACAAAACUGUUAGGAGAUAAUAUUGGAAGGUUAUUACUCUAUUUUUAACUUUGUGUCUGUUGAGUGUAACGCAGAUCUCUAUUUACUUAGAGAAAUGGAAAUAAAGAAAAUUAAUAGUUCUUUAAAUGAAAAUAUGCGCAGAGGAGUAAAUGCUUCAACCACUAGAGAAGAUUUAUCGGAAAUACUUCACAAACUUCAAGAUUACAAACAUCCCAAAUUGUCGAUCGGAAUGUUUUUUGAAUUUAUGAAAGUUGCAUACCAAGUCAGUGAUAACUCUAAGAAUAUAACUACAAUGUUCACGACGGACAAUAAAUUCGAUUGGGAUAAAUUAGCGAAAAUUGAUAUACAUUUAGAAACGCCAAGUUAUAAUACAAUUCAUGAGAAAUGCGUUGAUAAUGGUGUUACAAGUGAAAAGAAAAAUCUUGUACCAGAGUCGUUGCUUGAAACAUAUAAUAUGAAUCUUCAAAAUUCUACGUACUCUGUUACAUCUUCAAACACGGAGAUCGACCAUCAACAGACAUCUAGCUACGAUAAAAAUUUAAUGGUCGAUACUGAAAAUUGUAAUAAAGUUACAGAAACAUUAUCAUGUUUGGACGAAUCGCAGGUUACUAGAUCUACAGAUGCAACGGAGAAUCUUUUAAUAAAUCUCAUGAAAACAAAUUUGAGCGAUAUAUUGCACGAAGGUUUAUUAGAUUCUGUGUUACCGUACAUGAUUCCGAAGUCUACAGUAUCGCAACCUAUUAUUAAAAAAACAAUUAUAAAUAGUGAAAUUAAGAAAUGUAAUUCAGUAAGCAAUAAUAUUGAUACAAAAGUGGCCACAAGCCUAACGCAUAAAGAAAAGGAAAAAGAUAAAAGCAAAAUAAAUAAAAGAUCAAUGGAAAAUGAAGUGGAAAUUCAUGUUUGCGAUGAAGAAAAAAAUAUUAAAAAGAAUUUUCAUUGUCCACAAAAACUUCUUAUUCAAAAAAUGCGUUAUUUUGCUGAUGUUACGGCUGGGCAGAAAUUAGAAGAGAUCGACAUAUCUGUACAUUGUGAUAUUGUAAUAUUCGAUUGGCUAAUGAGGUGGGUAAAGAAAGAUACAAUGAAGAAAUCCGAAUGGCCAAUUUUGGAACCAAGUAAUGUCAUUCCGAUAAUGGUCUCUGCAUCCUUCUUACAAAUGGAACCACUUUUGGAGAAUUGCUUGCAGUAUUGUCACGAUAACAUGUCCGACAUAUUGAAAACAUCAACAAUUUUAACUUGUUUAGACGACAAUCUUCUUACAAGAUUGGUAGAAAAGUUUACGAACGAAGAUGUGGAAGGAUUAAAAGACAAGAAAGAUAAAAUUCAGAGUAAAUUAUUCUGCAAAUUGAUCAUAUCGCUAGCAGCAGUAAUGCCGGACAACAGAAAAGGACAUUAUAGUUCUUUAGCUACGUUAUUUAAAUGUAGUAAAUGUGGGAAAAGUAUUAUCCAAUCUGUUUCUAAUCAUGUACCAUGUAUCGCAAGUGCAAUGGUAAUCGAUAAUCACGGAAAUAUACAUAGUAAACACAUACGAGAUUUGUCGUGGAGUUUGAACGAUUAUAUCAUUAAUCUUCGAACCGAGUUACGUUCCUGGCGUAAAGUUUAUUGGAGAUUAUGGGGUGACUGUCAUUUUUUAUUUUGUACACAAUGCAACGUGUACUUUCCAAUUCAUCAAAUUGAUUGGUGCUGUUGCCACGCAGAACCUCCACAGUUUUUUAUUAAUGAACAGCAAAGACCCAUGCCGUUCCCCUUAGGAAGAUACCCGUGUUGUAGUCAACGAGCAUACAGAUUUGAAGUAUUGCCAAAUCGUGAAGGUUGUAGGUACAGGGAACAUAUUCCAGACGUACGCGCACAGAAGGAUAUAAAUAUAUUGAACAUUUUCUCUGUACACAGAGAAGUAAUAGCGAUGGAACCACCACAACUAUUUUUUCCAGAAAAAAUUACAAGAUUAGUGACUCGUGAUGUGUCUCUUCAAUCUGGAAAACUGACGUGUCAAAAUGUGAUGUGGUGGGUUGGUUUAGAACUUGCUCCGCAACGACCAAGAUUUGGACUUUUAGGAAAAAUAUGGAGUGGAACAGGACUUCGACGGUUAUCUCAAGCACAGGAUGCACAGAAGACGUCACUAAGAAAUUAUCGACAAGUUUCUCUUACAACUGAUGUUUUAUCCCUUAUGUCUUCAGUCACUGACAGCGAAGAAGACGAUGUGAUUACUAUUGAUGAAGAUUAUAGUAUCGACGAAGAGUCGUAUAACAGUGAAGAAUCACAUUCAUGGUCCACCUUAAGAUCAAAAAAUAAAAAUAAAAAGAAGCCAAAGAAUCAAAUUCUGAACCAUGGACGAUCUUGGAAUAAUGAUUUAAGCGUGAGACAUAAUCAAGAUAAUCAGAGAGAGUUCGAAGAAAAAGCUAGUACGCAAAUGGUAGCACUAUUAACGAAAAGGGUAUCCGCAGACUCUCCUUUAUUAUUAAAAUCAUUGAGUAAACACAGUCGUAAGAGAACUAAAUUGAAUGGUGGAACUUAUACAAAACUGGAAGCAGAGUUUCGCGACCAAUUAAAUCAGUGUUACAAAAACAAAAAUAUGGCAGGAAAAUACUUUUUACGUAUGAAAUCAACUAAAUUAUAAAUAUUAAUACAAUGACCCUUAAUAUAAAGUACGUGAAACACUUAAACUAAACGGACACAAAAUUUUCACUUUUUCUGAAACUUACCAUAAAAAUUAUUAAAUCGACAAGUCCACUCGCAGUCGCCAAGGUACAAUUCAUCGUAGAAUAAUAUAUCUUUAUUAGAUAUUAUAAUUUCAUAACUUCCUCACACUUAACUUAAACGAGUAGAAAAAUAAAUAUUAUAGUAAAAUUAAAAAAUCUCUCAUUUAUACUGUUCGUAACCUUUUCAAGGAGAAAAUGUAAAAUACAUUAUGGCUCUUUAGAUUCUAAGUUUUGAUAUAAAUCACUUCUAUCUAAUAAUUUGUUAAGCUCGUCUUCUGUAAAAACUGCAAUUAAGUUUAAUUAUUAAAACAGUGCAACAGUUGCUCACAUUCAAAAGAUAUUUAAAGUUUCGCUUGACGCUUUACCUUCAUUUUUAGAUGGACCUACUCGACAGCCUUUCGAUUCCAAAAACCUUUGUAAUUCCAAUAACGUUUCUUUAUUCUUUAGGUUUAAUACUUUGGUCUUCUUGGAGAUUACCAUUUUUUCUAGAACACGUUUUGUUUCUGCACGAUUCAUAAUGAAUUCAUCGAUAGUUCCUUCUGUACAAAAUUUAUAUAUCACUACCGGUUUCGACUGGCCUAUUCUGUGGCAACGGGCCAUAGCUUGUAUGUCCAUUUGUGGAUUCUAAAAAUGUAUUUCAUUAAUUCCAAGCAAUAUUACUCACAAAACAUAAAUGAAACAGUUAACGUACCCAAUCGGAGUCGUACAUGAUGACAGUAUCUGCACCAGUAAGAUUUAAUCCAACGCCUCCUGCUCUUGUAGAUAACAGGAACAAAAAUAUAUUCGGGUUUGAAUUGAAUUCUUCGAUACUAUGUUUCCUGUCACUAACGUCACAUCCACCGUCUAACCUAACAUAUUCAUAAGGACGCAUCGACAGAUAAUCUUCUAUCACAUCCAAUAGUGUUGUCAUCGUAGAAAACAAUAAAACUUUAUGUCCUUGGCUUUUAAGCUUCGGAAGCAUUGCAUCUAGUACUAACAGUUUACCAGAUGCUUUAACUAAGUUUUCGUCUAUUAACGGUAAACCACAAUCAUUCAAUGGAUAGCGGACUAGAUAUGGA